CCCUGGUGUCUGUUGCUUUGUGCAGCUCUCUCACUGUGACUCUGCUGGGUAAUAUGGAGUAUAUGGGUUACACGUGGUGGCUGGGACUUGUUCUCUGUCUCAGUUUUGGUUGGACGCACGGCCAGACGACCAACUACACCAGGCCAGUGUUCAACUGCGGGGGUAAUUUACAAGGAGACUCUGGCUUUGCAGGUAGCGAAGACUUCCCAUCGUACUACAAACCUGACAGCAAAUGCACUUGGUACAUCACAGUUCCAGAGGACAGUGUGGUCAUGCUAUCCUUCAGGGUCUUUGACCUGGAGGCUGAUCCACAAUGUCGCUAUGACUACUUGGACGUUUAUAAUGGCCACUCGAACAUGAUGCAGAAGCUGGGUCGUUUCUGCGGAACCUUCCGGCCUGGUGCUCUCAUCUCCACUUCCAACAAAAUGAUGCUGGAGAUGGUGUCUGAUUCCGGCACCGGUGGUCGGGGGUUCCUGGCAUAUUUCAGCGGAGCUAAACCACACGUAGACGAGCACCAGUUCUGUGGAGGAAAGUUGACAAAGUCACAGGGAACCAUCAAAACUCCCAAUUGGCCUGAGAAAAAUUACCCACCUGGCAUCAGCUGUUCUUGGCUCAUAACUGUUGACCCAGACAAGGUAAUUGAGGUGAAAUUCGGUAAGUUUGACAUCGAGUCUGAUACCUACUGUCGCUUUGACUAUGUGGCAUUUUUCAAUGGUGGAGAGAGAGACGACUCGCGACGUAUCGGGAAAUACUGCGGAGACUCAGCCCCAAAAGACAUUGUAUCCAAUGGAAACAUGCUCCUGGUCCAGUUUGUAUCAGACCUCAGUGUGACUUCUGAUGGCUUCGUGGCCUCAUACAGCGCCAUUCCCCUUGGCUCCAGAGCACCCACUGUUGCAAGUGUAAUUGUAUCAGAACCUCACCUCCAGCCAAGGAAACCUAUCACCACCACAACUACAGAGGCACCACCUACCACUACAGCCAAACCCGUGGUCUACCGACCACCAAAGCCUGAGGAGACUCAGCCCAGACCUGCACCAGAGAGGCCUGUGAGACCACCAGUUCGUAGACCAGCACAGGGCAGACCCAGACCUGUGAGACCAGCCAAACCUUUGAAUCCAUUGUGUGCGAAGUCAUGUAAGAGGGAAGGAAGCAUAAAGACCAGUUACUGCGCCAGUGAAUUCGUGAUCACAGGGAUGUUGUCCGCGGUGUCUCCAGGACCUCAGGGCAGUCUCUACAUUACUGUGUCAAUCAUUAAGACUUACAAGACUGGCAGGCUGACUAUUACUCAGGCUGGAGAAAACAUGUCUGUCAAGCUUGUAUCAGCCUGUAGGAAAUGCCCGAUACUGCGCAGAGGAAUGAACUACAUACUGAUGGGUCAAGUGGACGAAGAGGGGCGUGGCACUCUGGAGCCUGGAAGUUUCACUGCACCCUACAAAGCUGCACAUCAAAAGAUUUUGAACAAUCUUACCAAACAGACAUGCUAAUUAACACUGCUAGCCUGAUCUUAUGAAACUGGUGUCAAAUACGCAUUCGUGUGAACAAGCAUCAGUAUCCAACACAUAUAUUUUAGUAUGCCUGUUUCGUAAUCACAAAAAAUGUCACUAUGAUGGACAUGUGAAAAUGUGGAUAUGUGAUGUAGUUACUAUCCCUAAACCACACUCAAUCCCCAACUUUAAUUCAUACAAGCUGUAGUUUGUAGCAUUUUGUGAAUGAAAUGGCAUCUGCGAGAUGCCAUGUUGAAAAUGAAAAUGAGAAACAUGAACUGAGGCCUCUAGUGGCCAGAGCCUGGAAUUGCGGCCAUUGUUUGUUGAGACUUGUCCACAUGCGUCAAUAUUUAAUGCAAGUUUCAUGAGUACCGAUGUUCAACUCUGCCAAACUCUGACUUGAAACAAAAAACACGCUUGCCAGUUAGUAAAACUGUGAUGAGAUGCAUAAAUUGGGGAAAUACAAACUAGAUAUUCCUCCAAAUCUGUUGAAAUCUCUGAAUAGUUCUUUUCACCUUCACCGCUGUCAGAGAAAUGGGGGUUCAGGUUUAAUUAACGAAAAAAAGUGCCACCAGCUUUUUACAUCAUGUAAUGGGUCUGUAUUUUUUAUCAUUUCUUUUAUAAAAAAAAAAUGAAAGGCAGAUGUCACACACAAUAUUUGUAAAUUAUGAUGAUGUGUUUUAAUAAAGGUUUUAUAUCACACUC
Chanos chanos (milkfish) is the source of this 2189-nucleotide messenger RNA. It is a transcript of the gene pcolcea, whose product is annotated as procollagen C-endopeptidase enhancer a. Gene Ontology annotation, molecular function: peptidase activator activity; collagen binding; protein binding. Gene Ontology annotation, biological process: proteolysis. The record is from RefSeq and is a predicted model, not a curated record. The transcript is spliced from 9 exons. Bases 54 to 1484 code for a protein of 476 amino acids. Lineage: Eukaryota; Metazoa; Chordata; Actinopteri; Gonorynchiformes; Chanidae.